UCAAAAAACUAGUGGCCCUCACACUUGCCCCGCUUCUCCCCAUGCACCACUAUAUAUACUCAUAACCCUCUCUUCACGUUCCUCAGACAUACUAUAUAUUACAUAAGACUUGUUUGUUUCUCAAGUCUCUCGAAACCUCUUCUCUCUUUCAGUAGCAAGCUUGUGUUGGGUGUUAGAGAGUGUUGAAAAAGCAAAGUACAUGGUUGAGUUGGAAAUCCAGGUUCCUACCCCAUUCGACCCAUUUGCAGAGGCCAUAGAAUCGGAUGCCCCAGGAGCGAAGGAGUAUGUGCACAUUCGCAUACAGCAGAGGAAUGGGAAGAAGAGUUUGACAACAGUGCAGGGGCUGAAGAAGGAGUUCAGCUACGAGAAGAUCCUAAAGGAUCUCAAGAAAGAGUUCUGCUGCAACGGGAACGUGGUGCAGGACAAGGAGCUUGGCAAGAUCAUCCAGCUCCAAGGCGAUCAGCGCAAGAACGUCUCUCACUUUUUGCUCCAAGCUGGCCUUGUCAGGAAGGACCAGAUCAAGAUUCAUGGUUUUUGAUUUUCAUUUGUUUUCACUUUGUGUCUCUUUUUAAGUUUCAUCAGUGUUGGAAUAAGGCUAGUUUCAUUACAUGGGUCGUGUUGCUGAGCUUGAACUUGAACUUGAAUUUCAAUGUAUGACAGACAUGUUGCAUUUAAUAAAUCAUGAUUUGGUUUUUGGAAGAUCAA
This is a messenger RNA of Cajanus cajan (pigeon pea), 705 nucleotides long. RefSeq names its product protein translation factor SUI1 homolog 2. Gene Ontology annotation, molecular function: translation initiation factor activity. The record is from RefSeq and is a predicted model, not a curated record. Gene Ontology annotation, biological process: translational initiation. NCBI's taxonomy places the organism in Eukaryota, Viridiplantae, Streptophyta, Magnoliopsida, Fabales, Fabaceae.